AUGGACGACCUUUAUGAUGAAUUUGGUAAUUACAUCGGAGACGCCGAAUCCGAUGAGGAGCAACAAGAUGUCCAACCUCAAGCCUACAAGUUUGAUGAGGCUUUCGACGAUGAGGAGGAAGAGGAAGUGAAUGACCAGCAAUUGAUGGAGGUCGAUGAUGGACCUUCCAAUGCGGUCAUCUUGCACGAGGACAAACAAUACUACCCAAGCGCACAACAGGUCUACGGCGAAGAUGUGGAAACGAUGGUUCAGGAGGAAGAUGCUCAGCCAUUAUCAGAGCCCAUCAUUGCUCCGGUCACGCAGAAGAAGUUUGCGAUCGCAGAGACCGAGCUGCCACCCGUUCACUUUUCUCGCGAAUUUAUGUCCGAUCUUUUGAACCACCCAUCACAAAUACGAAAUGUUGCAAUCGUCGGUCAUCUGCACCAUGGAAAGACUGCUUUCAUGGACAUGCUUGUGCAGCAGACACAUGACCUCACAGAGCGACUGGACAAGCGCAUUGGCCGGAGACGAGAGGAACAGCUGCGAUACACCGACGUGCAUUUCCUCGAGCGGGAACGUGGUCUUUCAGUUAAAUCGGCACCAAUGAGUCUGGUGCUCCAAGGGACAAAGGGAAAAUCUCACCUGCUCAACCUCCUUGAUACCCCCGGGCAUGUGAACUUUGUCGACGAGGUAGCAGCUUCCAUUCGCUUGGCGGAUGGUGUGGUGUUGGUUGUCGACGUUGUGGAGGGUGUGCAGGCUAACACCGAGCAAAUUAUCAAGCAUGCAGUUCUGGAGGACAUCCCCUUGACCUUGGUGGUGAAUAAGAUGGACCGCCUCAUUUUGGAGCUGAAGCUUCCCCCGAAUGACGCGUACUUCAAGCUGAAGCAUGUCAUUGAAGAGGUGAAUAGUCUGAUCGAGAGUAUCGUCCCAGGACAAGGUGAGCGGCGACGACUGAGCCCCGAGAAGGGCAACGUUACCUUUGCCUCAAGCUCCAUGAACUGGUGCUUCACUUUGCCUUCCUUUUCUCGCAUGUACGCCGACACAUACCCGAGUUUGGACUCAACAGAAUUCGCUGCUCGACUUUGGGGCGAUAUCUUCUACAAUCCUACGAGCCGCAAGUUUACUCGUAAGGGAGUGGAGGAGAAGUCGAAGCGAUCCUUUGUCAAGUUCGUUCUGGAGCCGAUUUACAAGCUUUAUUCUCAUACCCUGAGUGAAAGCCCCGAGGACUUGAAACAGACUCUGGCUAGUGUCGGUGUUCAUCUGAAGCCAUCUCAGCUUAAGACCGAUGCCAAGGAGCUACUUGGUCUUGUCUGUGAGCAAUUCUUUGGGCCUGCGUCAGGAUUUGUGGAUAUGGUUGUCCAGCAUGUUCCUUCCCCGGUGGAAGGCGCUCAGAGAACCCUGGAGCGGUACUAUACCGGGCCCCUAGACACCAAGAUUGGUGCUUCAAUGGCUGCUUGUGAUUCAGAUGGUCCCCUCGUCAUCCACGUCACCAAACUGUUCAGCAGCACCGAUGCUGGUAGCUUCAACUCGUUCGGUAGAAUUCUCAGCGGAACCGCCCGGCCCGGUCAGCAAGUUCGGGUUCUUGGUGAGGGCUACACACCCGAGGAUGAAGAAGACCAGGUCACUGCAACCAUCUCCGACACGUGGAUUGCGGAAACUCGUUACAACAUCUCCACCGAUGGUGUUCCCGCCGGUAACUGGGUGCUUCUGGGUGGCGUCGACAACUCUAUUGUCAAGACUGCAACGCUCGUCCCGCUCAAACUCGAGGAUGACGAGGAGGCUCAUAUCUUCCGCCCCAUUCGACACAUGACUGAAUCGGUGUUCAAGGUCGCUGUGGAGCCUGUGAACCCCUCGGAACUUCCCAAGAUGUUGGACGGACUCCGGAAAAUUAACAAAAGCUACCCUCUCAUCUCCACCAAGGUUGAAGAAUCCGGUGAGCACAUUGUUCUGGGUACUGGUGAACUAUACAUGGAUUGUGUGCUGCACGACCUGCGAAAACUGUACUCAGAGAUGGAAAUCAAGGUCUCUGAUCCUGUCACGCGUUUCUGUGAGACCGUGGUAGAAACAUCCGCUAUCAUGUGUUACUCGAUCACCCCGAACAAGAAGAACAAGAUUACCAUGAUCGCGGAGCCAUUGGAUGAGGGCAUUGCAGAGGACAUUGAAAGUGGCAAAGUCAGCAUCAAGGACCCGAUCCGGAAGGUUGCUCGAUACUUCGAGGACAACUAUGAUUGGGACAAGCUUGCCGCCCGAAGCAUCUGGGCGUUUGGACCCGAUGAGAUGGGCCCCAAUAUCCUCCAGGAUGACACAUUGCCCUCACAAGUAGACAAGAAGCUUCUUGGAACGGUACGGGACUCCAUCACUCAGGGUUUCAGUUGGGGUGCACGAGAAGGUCCUCUGUGUGAAGAACCCAUUCGCAACACAAAGUUCAGACUCACAGACGUGUCCCUGGCCGACCAAGCCAUCUACCGCGGUGGUGGUCAGAUUAUCCCCACUGCCCGUCGCGCUGUGUACUCUUCAUUCCUCAUGGCCUCCCCGCGUCUCAUGGAGCCUGUCUAUUCCGUGUCGAUGACUGGUCCCGCCGACUCCAUCUCGUCGGUGUACACCGUUCUCGCCCGCCGACGUGGUCACGUUCUGUCCGAUGGCCCUAUCGCCGGAACGCCUCUGUACUCUGUUCGCGGCUUGAUCCCCGUCAUUGAUUCCUUUGGCUUUGAGACCGAUCUUCGUAUCCACACCCAGGGUCAAGCCAUGGUCCACCUUGCUUUCGACAAGUGGAGCGUCGUCCCCGGCGACCCUCUGGAUCGGGAUGUCCAAUUGAAGCCCUUGGAACAAGCUUCCGCCAUGGCCACAGCGCGCGACUUUGUCUUGAAGACCAGAAGACGCAAGGGUCUCGCUGAGGAUGUUACAGUGAGCAAAUUCUUGGAGCCCGAGCUUUGGAAGGGAUUGAAGGAAAGCGGUGUUUUGGACUCAUGA
Molecule: messenger RNA, 2949 nt
Organism: Penicillium brevicompactum
Lineage: Eukaryota; Fungi; Ascomycota; Eurotiomycetes; Eurotiales; Aspergillaceae
Product: U5 snRNP component Snu114, putative
Exons: 4
Coding region: 1-2949 (982 amino acids)
Biological process (GO): mRNA splicing, via spliceosome
Cellular component (GO): U2-type catalytic step 2 spliceosome; U4/U6 x U5 tri-snRNP complex; cytosol
Molecular function (GO): GTPase activity; translation elongation factor activity; U5 snRNA binding
Source: RefSeq, a predicted model, not a curated record